CACACCAAGUACGGCAUCAGAGAUUCUGUCUCUUGCUUAAAGACCUUUACAUCGCUUCUCAGGACCGGAGCCACAUCAUUUGCUCCAGUUGUUCAACCUGACUGGACCAAAUACCGUUACCGUGCUCUGGACAGCCAUCAGCCGAUGUGCCAACAUGAAAGGCAUUCGGCUCUAUUAUCCACGUUUUUACCCAACUCUCGUGCUCCACAAGCACCAUCUGGCGAACAUGCACCGUUUCAGAAUCUAACUCACAUAACCCCGCGGUGCCACGUUGUGUCAAAGAGAUACUCCCAACCAAGCUCUUGCUCUCCUACCGGGUCCUCACCCGUGAGUCCACAACGCUCAAACAGACGUCGUCGUCGCACAUCAGGCUCUCCAUCUUCCCAUACCGAUCCAAUCAUUGGCCAAGUCACCCUAGCGGGAAAGUUCAAGUGUCUCAACGAAGCCUGUCUCGACGAUAGUGACGAUCUUACCUUCAAUCGCCACGCUGACUUCAAGCGCCACCACGACAACAUCCAUGCGCGUCGUUCGAUUGAGUAUUUUUGCCCAGAGUCCGGCUGCGCGCGCUCAAGAAAUCCAGUAGGUGGCAAAAAAGGUCGGGGGUUUCGAGGAAGGAAGGAUAAGAUGAACGAGCAUCACAAAGCAGUUCAUCAUAAAGAGGGCAAGAAGCGGAAGAAGAGUGAAGAGGAUGAUGACAGCAUCGAAGAUCAGGGUUGUGAUGACGGUGGCGGGUCCCGAAAGCUGAAAGCCACGCGUACGUCUGCAGUAUCGUAAGCAUCGCGUUGAUAGCGGGCCUUCACCUCAUACACUCUAGGCUUUGCGGCAUUUUUAGAGGCUAUCCUCUCGUUUCUGCACCUUUUGUCAUGAUC
This is a messenger RNA of Alternaria rosae, 869 nucleotides long. RefSeq lists its product as uncharacterized. The record is from RefSeq and is a predicted model, not a curated record. The transcript has 3 exons. The coding region runs from base 145 to 774 and encodes 209 amino acids. NCBI's taxonomy places the organism in Eukaryota, Fungi, Ascomycota, Dothideomycetes, Pleosporales, Pleosporaceae.